AUGUUUGUCUGGCAAAGCCAUUCAUCCUUUCGUACAUCCCUCCCUAUUACUUUCUGUUGCCUCUUCCUCCUCCUCCUCUUCCUCCUCCUCCUCCUCCUUUCUCGUAAGCCUCUCUCUGUGUUCUUUACCCUUCUUGCAUGUUUUGCAUACGUUUCUGUCCUUUCUUCCAUUUAUCUCUCUCUAUUUUCUUUUUUUUCUUGUAUACUUUGCCUUCGUUUUCUUUACCUUUUUCUUAUACCUAUCACUUUCUAUGACCUUCUCUUUCUUCUUCUCUUUCGUCUGUCUGUCUGUCUCUCUCUCUCUCUCUCUCUCUGCAUCCUUUCUCCUUUUUGUUGCAUACUUUGCCUUCGUUUUUUUCUCUCAUAUCUUCUUUGUACACUCUUCUCCUUUUUCUUUUGCUAUUUAUUUCAUGCAUCCCUCUUUUCCUCAUCCAACUUAAUUUCUUCUAUCUAUCUAUCUAUCUAUCUAUCUAUCUAUCUGCCACCACGUCUCCACUUUAAAAAAAUCUUUUUUACACCAACAGAACAUCACCCUAUUGCUUUGUCUAUUACACGCCACACUUUACCGCCCACCCGACACCGCUCUUAA
Messenger RNA from Acanthosepion pharaonis, 588 nucleotides. The record is from the annotation of a GenBank genome assembly. Lineage: Eukaryota; Metazoa; Mollusca; Cephalopoda; Sepiida; Sepiidae.